Daphnia pulex (common water flea) is the source of this 716-nucleotide messenger RNA. RefSeq names its product guanosine-3',5'-bis(diphosphate) 3'-pyrophosphohydrolase MESH1-like (gene Mesh1). The transcript is spliced from 2 exons. Gene Ontology annotation, molecular function: guanosine-3',5'-bis(diphosphate) 3'-diphosphatase activity. NCBI's taxonomy places the organism in Eukaryota, Metazoa, Arthropoda, Branchiopoda, Diplostraca, Daphniidae. Bases 92 to 634 code for a protein of 180 amino acids. The record is from RefSeq and is a predicted model, not a curated record.
CAAGAAACAACUUGCUCUAUUUACGUUUUGCCAGUUUCACCGGUUAAUUCCUUUCUGUUGUGACUUGUGACACAUUCAGCCAAUUUUCAUCAUGGCACAAGGAGAUGUGUCGAUCGAGCUAAUUGAAUGUGUAGAUUUUGCAGCAAUAAAACAUCGAAAUCAGAGACGAAAGGAUAGCGAUUCUACUCCGUACAUAAAUCAUCCCGUAGGUGUUGCUAGAAUCUUGACGAGUGAAGCUGGCAUUAAAGACCUUAUUGUUCUGCAAGCUGCACUUCUGCAUGACACUGUUGAAGAUACCGACACAACAUUUGAGGAACUGGAGAAAAAGUUUGGGAAAGCUGUCACAGAUGUUGUGCGAGAGGUAACUGAUGACAAAAGCCUCCCGAGUGAAGAGAGGAAGAGAUUACAAAUUGUUCAUGCUCCCACAUCCAGCCAUGAGGCUAAGCUAGUAAAACUAGCUGACAAACUGUACAACCUCCGAGACUUGUGUAAGGGUACUCCAAGGGGUUGGUCUUCUAGACGAUGCGAAGAGUAUUUUAAAUGGUCAAAGAAAGUUGUAGAUGGUUUACGUGGUAACUGCCCUGCUAUUGAAAAAGAAUUGGAUAAAAUAUUCAUUGCUAAGGGAUUAAUGUAAAUACCAUAACAUUUUAAGGCAAAUUUUGUAUUGCAUUAUUGUACAAAAUGAUACAUAUGUCUGAUUAAAAACAAGAAAAACA